Molecule: messenger RNA, 1948 nt
Organism: Paraphaeosphaeria sporulosa
Lineage: Eukaryota; Fungi; Ascomycota; Dothideomycetes; Pleosporales; Didymosphaeriaceae
Product: nitrate transporter
Exons: 5
Coding region: 141-1649 (502 amino acids)
Biological process (GO): nitrite transport; nitrate transmembrane transport
Cellular component (GO): membrane
Molecular function (GO): nitrate transmembrane transporter activity; nitrite transmembrane transporter activity
Source: RefSeq, a predicted model, not a curated record
GCAUGCGUUGAAAUGGCAUAUCUCACGACAUUUCUCUUCCAAACGACAACAAGAACGAGAACGAGAGGCCUCUCGAGAUUCUCUGUUUUCGAGCUGGAUAUCCGUAGUGACCUGGACAGAGACAUAGGCUCCCAGUCGCAAUGGCCCGAUUCUCGCUUCUUUGGGCCCAUCCGGAGAUCAACCCUCUGAACAAGAAAGCGCGCUCAAUCCCUUUCUUGAACCCUGUUACAGACCGAUAUGGACGCGUUUUCUUCUUCUCAUGGUUCGGCUUCAUGAUUGCCUUCUGGUCGUGGUAUGCCUUUCCUCCUCUUCUCGCUGAUGUCAUUGCCGGCGACAUUGGCAUGAAGAGCUACCAAGUCGCGAAUUCCAAUAUCAUUGCUUUAACUGCUACAUUGAUUGUCAGACUCAUUGCCGGGCCUUGCUGCGACAAAUUCGGACCUCGACUCACCUUCGCGGGAUGUCUUCUUGCAGGCGCCGUGCCCACCUUCCUUGCUGGAUGUGUCACUAACGCUAGCGGUCUCUAUGCACUACGUUUCUUCAUCGGCAUCCUGGGUGGUAGCUUUGUCCCCUGUCAAGUAUGGACUACUGGCUUCUUCGACAAGAACGUAGUCGGCACUGCCAACGCCCUCACCGGCGGCCUAGGUAACCUUGGCGGCGGCAUAACAUACUUUGUGAUGCCCGCAGUGUACAAUUCGCUCGUCCACAAACAACAUAUCGCCCCUCACAAAGCAUGGCGCAUCUCCUUCGUCGUCCCGGGCAUCCUCAUAGUCUUCGUCGCUACUUGCCUCCUCCUCCUCUGCGAUGACACGCCCACCGGCCACUGGAGCACUCGCGCCGCAGCCGUAGAAGAUACGCACUCCGUCACCACGGUCGAUAUCCAGGGCCGCCUCACCGACGCGCCGCACCUUGACAAAGAUACCACCCCGGGCACACCCACAUCGGAGAAGAAGAAGAUGCACGACACUGAAUCACAGGGCGCGCCCCUGGCGAAGGUCGAUACCGCCCGCGGCGAAAUUGUCCAGACCCCAUCCGCCUCCAAUAUCCUGCGCGUCAUGUUCAGCCUGCAGACCCUCGUCCCGGCAGCCUGCUACUUUUGCACUUUUGGUGCUGAACUCGCCAUCAACAGCAUCCUGGGCAACUACUACAUGAAGAACUUCCCCGCACUAGGGCUCCAGCAGACGGGCAAUUGGGCCGCCAUGUUCGGCCUCCUCAACGGCGUCACGCGCCCGCUCGGCGGCUUCGUGUCGGACCUCGCGUACCGUCGCGCAGGCAGUGUGUGGGCGAAGAAAGUCGUGCUGCACGCGUAUGGCGUGCUAACGGGCGUCUUCCUCAUUGUCAUUGGAGUGCUCGAUAGUAAGAGCCAGGCGACUAUGUUUGGGCUUGUGGCGGCGAUGGCGUUUUUCCUCGAGGGCGGGAACGGCGCCGACUUUGGGCUUGUGCCGCACGUGCAUCCCCAUGCGAAUGGAGUUGUGAGCGGGUUUACGGGGGCGGCGGGGAAUUUUGGUGGGAUUGUGUUUGCGAUUAUUUUCAGGUACAAUGGGAAGGCGUAUGGGAAGGUGUUUUGGAUUAUUGGGGUUAUGACGAUUGGGAUUAAUCUGGCGGUGAGCUGGAUUAGGCCAGUCCCUAAGGGGCAGAUCGGCGGAAGGUAGAGUCUGGAUUGGUAAAAGUUUGCGAGGCGUUCCGGACUGAGCGAUUUUUUCUUGGGUUCGAGAUAUCCCUGUACUCUACGAUGCUAUGGAAGUUCUUGAUAACGACAAAACGGAAAUUCAGCCAUUCGAGAAACUUGCUUUACGGAGACAUGAGUGAUGUUGCUCAUUUGCUGCUCCAUAGCCGAUGGUGCCUUAAAGUAUGGCGUCGUGCGCCUUCGUACACGCAGCCCUAGACUUGAUACAGUGUUACCAUCUCAUCUCCGAAGUACCCUUGAUUCGACGAGUCCGUUGUGACUGAU